AUGGGGACCAGAGGGCUCUUCUUUGUGCGUUGCCGCGGCAGGUAUUUCGCCUACUACAACCAUUUCGACAGCUACCCAGAUGGUCUCGGGAGUGCUAUUAUCCAGCAAAUUCCGGAGAAUCGCGACGAGUAUCGUGAAUGGCUUCAGGCUAUGAGAGUGAGGUACUCUAAACUCGCAACGCACUAUGAAGGGCAGUGUCUCCCGGUUUCAGUAAAGGCUGAUCAGUCUGAUCCGACCGGCUCGCUUCCUGAACGGUAUAUUAAGAGCUUCCUGUCUGUCGAUGACCGGCUUGAACACUCCCCCUUACAGAUCGUGAUGCCGGACGCGGAAAUCUGGUUCAUCGAAUGGACUUACACUCUUGACCUUGAUCGCGAGGUUUUUACGGUUGACAAUGUGCUGCAUUUUAAGCUCACAAAGAUACCUCGUUAUGAUCGUUGGAUCUAUUACAUCGACAAAGACGGGUAUGAACGCAGGGCUUUUAAACCCUUCACCCCCGAGGAGAUAAUCGGCGACGUCACUUGCACCCCACACUUCAGCCAAGCUUCAAAGAAUAGGUACAAAUGCCUUGGGCCUGAGGUUAUGCCUCCGAGGUCUCUUGUCUCUGACUCGGAAGAAGUGGUUAUUCAUCGGGAAGCCCUCUUUUGGGUCGUUUUCUCCCUCACACACCAGCGAUACUCCCCACUGCUCGAUCAGUUCUAUCUAGAAUGGGGUUCGGGUAGUUUUGCCUUCAGAGAGCUUGCGUUUGCAUUCCUGUCCAUCACAGCCGGUGAAAUGAGUUUUGAGUCUCCCCGAUCUCUCAAUGGAAACUAUAGUGGAGAGGGCUACUUUCUCAUCCCUGAAGACAGACUUCGAAUCGGUCAGCAGAGCCUUCUGCCUCGAUUUUUACAUGAGAGCCAUGCUGCUGGAUUCGAGCCCGGGUCAGCUCCUCGAGAAACAACCUACUGGAUGAACAAUGUCCUCAUUCAUCUUGUUACCAGGACUGAUUUGGUUGAUGUCGAGGAAGCGGCGGUUGCUGAAGUCGUCGAUUUCGGCCUCAAUGCGGGAGUGAAUAGGUUCUAUGCCAUGGUUUUUUCGAUACUGGACGUUGUUCUUAUCCGCGUGCAGACCAACCAGGACGGAACUGUGCAUGUCCGGAGGUCGCCUCUGAUGGCCUUGGUACAUUUCAAUGACAACAAUUCGAGAUUUGUCAACGGUCCUCGCUCGAGACAGUCUGUUUUGCCUCAGAAGACUACCACAUGCCCUGGCUUUGAUGUCCCUCCUCCCACCGGGAAAGAGAUCGCGGAAGAUGGAAACUCAAGCCACCCUGCGGAGUCUAAUGACGUUGAAAAUGAGGGUGAGAAAGAAGGUCCUGCCACUAUUGUCAAGGAGUCAUAUGAAGACGAGGAUUUUACGUUCAGCAUGAUGUUGCGAUUCUUUGAUGCAGCCUCCGAGGAGCAUCUAGCUGGUGAGAAGUCGCGUAUUUUCCCCAACGAGAUUAUGGCCACCGUCCUGGAAUUCUCGGACAUGCGGACGCAUGAAAUGCUACGAAGAACGUCCGCUUGUUGCCAGCAACUUGGUAACCGCAGGAUACGACUGAGUGACAACUACGCUGUCGUUGGAGCGGAUAGAAGACAGGCACCUGAGCAGUUUUUCGUGGAGGAUUUACGCACCGGAGAAAGGAUUAAAUCGACAGUGAGCUAUAGCGCCAGAUCCUACCAUUAUCUCCAGAAUGAAGAUAAGUCUAUCGAGUUGAAUCCGGUCAUCGGUAUCGCAGAUCCCAGCAGUACCCGGGUGUCUAUCAUCGAUAGGGUCAGCUUCUACUUAUCAGACCUAUAUCCAUCGGAUCCAAAAUACACGGGAAAGACAGAGUUACCAUGGUAUGAAAAGUACAGAUAUACCGGCGGAUUUGCCGAUUCUGAAGCCGACAACAAACUCCUCGAUAUGCCAACAUACUUGUAUCCCGGGUCUUUCGAGAACGCCUGGGGUCGAUUCAUCACCGCGGUGAUUCGAAGUGGCGAUAACUCGGCCUACCGGUUCGUGAUGCUCAAUAAUGCAAAAUGGAUGUGUCUCCUUCCGCCGCGCUAUCGGCAGCUGAGAAUGGACCAUUUGUUUUGUAAUGGACUACAAGCCUUCGUGCGUCACCCCGAUGACGAAUCUCCCGUGGAAUGGCAACAAACUAUCAACUACGCCAUCGCUCAGCUUGGCCUCACGGACCGCGUGCGCCCUCGGGAGCAAAAUGUCAAGGGUCGUCCGGUCUUAGUGGGCUUCGGAACCAAGGCGAGGCUUUACUACUAUGUCUACCGUCGCAACGAGACCCCGGCCGUUCCAGCAAACGCGAGUUCAUAUAGCGUUCGGAUUGCGGACUCCUGCACCAAGUUGGACGGAAGACAUCGCCUGGUUGAGCUCUACCCCGGAGGCAACCCGCUCAAUAUCCAGAACCCUGAGGAUCGAGCGAAGUUGGAGGAUUGGCUGUUAACAUUUCGCGGCAAUGAUGAUUUCGGCACGGAAUGGGAUCCGAUAGCCGAGUCUCGCCAGCGUAUUGAGUGUGGUGAAUCCAAGACAACAGCUAACCAGAAGGCACAAGAAGUCCAGGGCGAGGACGCCAGUGACUAA
Messenger RNA from Aspergillus affinis, 2592 nucleotides. RefSeq lists its product as uncharacterized. Lineage: Eukaryota; Fungi; Ascomycota; Eurotiomycetes; Eurotiales; Aspergillaceae. Bases 1 to 2592 code for a protein of 863 amino acids. The record is from RefSeq and is a predicted model, not a curated record. The transcript is spliced from 3 exons.